CUUACGCACCAUUUAAGAGCAAUUUUCUACAGAUGGGAAAAGUCAGAGAUGGCGACACCAUACAUUCUGCGAUGACGACGGAAGCUCGACACUUCAUUUAUUGCUUAAUCAAUUCGAUUUCGAGUGCGGAGCGGACGGCGGAUGGGAGCUAUGGUGGCUGAAAGUGCAAAUGGUUCGAACGACGACGCUCGAUCUCCUCUGUUGGAGAGGCUGAAUCGCGGCGGCAGCGGUCGGCGCCUCAGUCGCCGCAACUCCGUCAAUUCGCUCCGGAGCGAUUUCGUCUCCAGGCUGCCGGAUAAAGUGCGCGCAGCUGUUGACCCUGAGUUUCCCGCUCGUGUUGAUUUUUCCAGAGCAAAAGGUUUGAGCAAAGGGGAAAGGGAAUACUAUGAAAGACAGUUCGAAACCUUGAGAUCAUUCGAGGAGGCUGAUGCUGCAGCAUUUUGUGACGAUCUGGAAGAUCCAGAAGAGCUGGCGCACCAUGAGAGAGCGAUGAAGAUCUCCAAUUAUGCCAACAUGUUGCUGCUCGUCUUCAAGGUCUAUGCGACAAUAAAGACCGGAUCGCUAGCCAUCGCUGCAUCCACCCUCGAUUCAUUACUCGAUCUAAUGGCCGGGGGGAUCCUAUGGUUCGCGCAUCUCUCCAUGCAAAACAUUAACAUUUACAAGUAUCCGAUCGGGAAGUUGAGGGUGCAGCCUGUCGGCAUUAUUGUCUUCGCUGCAGUUAUGGCAACUCUUGGCUUUCAGGUGUUUGUCCAGGCCGCAGAACAGCUUGCGGAAGAUAAACAAACCGAGAAAAUGACAUCAAAUCAGUUGAUAUGGCUUUAUUCGAUUAUGCUAUCCGCGACGGUUGUGAAACUUGCUCUGUGGCUUUAUUGCAGAAGUUCUGGGAAUGAAAUAGUCCGCGCCUACGCAAAGGACCAUUACUUCGACGUGGUGACGAAUGUGGUAGGACUGGUUGCAGCUGUCCUGGGCGAUAAACUCGCCUGGUGGAUUGAUCCAGUCGGCGCCAUUAUCCUUGCAGUCUACACGAUAUUAAAUUGGUCCGGAACUGUUCUCGAAAACGCAGCAUCGUUGGUGGGUCGAUCAGCAUCGCCUGAAGUAUUGCAGAAACUAACGUAUUUAGUCACGAGGCAUCACCCUCAAAUCAAGCACAUCGACACAGUCCGGGCUUACACCUUUGGAGUGCUGUAUUUCGUAGAGGUCGAUAUUCAACUACCCGAAGAGCUGCCUCUGAAAGAAGCACACAACAUCGGAGAGAGUCUACAGGUGAAGAUUGAAAAGCUCCCCGAAGUCGAAAGGGCUUUCGUGCAUCUGGAUCACGAAUGCCACCACAAACCCGAGCACUCGGUCCUCAGCCGACUCCCCAACACCGAGCCAUGAGGUA
Molecule: messenger RNA, 1381 nt
Organism: Andrographis paniculata
Lineage: Eukaryota; Viridiplantae; Streptophyta; Magnoliopsida; Lamiales; Acanthaceae
Product: metal tolerance protein 4-like
Exons: 8
Coding region: 142-1377 (411 amino acids)
Biological process (GO): monoatomic cation transport; transmembrane transport
Cellular component (GO): membrane
Molecular function (GO): manganese ion transmembrane transporter activity
Source: RefSeq, a predicted model, not a curated record